Phytophthora sojae is the source of this 1269-nucleotide messenger RNA. RefSeq lists its product as hypothetical. NCBI's taxonomy places the organism in Eukaryota, Oomycota, Peronosporomycetes, Peronosporales, Peronosporaceae. Gene Ontology annotation, cellular component: endoplasmic reticulum. The transcript is spliced from 7 exons. The record is from RefSeq and is a predicted model, not a curated record. Bases 1 to 1269 code for a protein of 422 amino acids. Gene Ontology annotation, molecular function: dolichyl pyrophosphate Glc2Man9GlcNAc2 alpha-1,2-glucosyltransferase activity. Gene Ontology annotation, biological process: dolichol-linked oligosaccharide biosynthetic process; protein N-linked glycosylation.
AUGGCGACCCCAGCUGCAGCUCCCGGCAGCGGCGAUGGCGCCGUCCUCCCGCGUCCCCCAGCCUCCAUGCUGCUUGUCCUGGCCGUCCUAGGACUGCUCUUCGCCUGGCUGCUGAACGCAGUGAACAGAGCCGUCCCGGAGCCCUACAUGGACGAGAUUUUCCACAUCCCGCAGGCCCAAAAGUACUGCGAAGGGCGCUACGACGAAUGGGACCCGAAGAUCACGACGUUCCCAGGUCUCUACUUGGCGUCGACGCUGUACGCCAAAGUGGCGGCAACGCUGGGAUUCGGGGAAUUCUGCUCAGUGUCAGUGCUGCGCAGUGUGAAUGUGUUGUUUGCUUUGGGCAACGUGGUGCUGUGCGUGCUACUGAGACGCCACAUAGCGCCGCAAGACCCAAAUGCGCUGCUGCACGCGCUGCGGGUCGCGGUGUUCCCGCCGCUCUUCUUCUUUGCGUUCCUGUUUUACACGGACGGAGGUGCGACGUUUUUUGUGCUGUUGAUGGUGCUACUGGCGGAGAAAGUGAACUUGCUGCAGUACCCGCCAACGAGAGGCAACUUCAUGCUCAGUUCACUGAGUGGCGCGGUGGCGGUGCUGUUCCGCCAGACGAAUAUUGUCUGGGUGGUAUUUGUUGCAGGCACGGUUGUGGUUCGCUGCGUGGAGCUGGCACACGCAAAGUUCAUCUACGGCUCUCUUCGGGUCUUCCUGAACUUCGUCAGUGUUGUUAUUACCAACCUACCGUCUAUUCUCCAAAUCGUCUGGCCAUUCGUUGUGACCGUGGCGGGCUUCAUUGGCUUUCUUCUGACAAACGGGGGCAUCGUCGUGGGUGACAAAUCCAACCACGAGGUGACGUUCCACGGAGCCCAAGUGCUGUACUUCAUCGUUGUGGCGGCCUCUGGCUUCGGGCUUAGCCUUAUUGCGCCAGUCCAGUUGGGGAGGUUUGCUGGGUCGAUUCGACGGAAUAUUUCGUCGUUCCGGGGGUUCCUGUUUAUCAUCUUCGUGGUCGCAGUGACUGUCGGUACUGUUUACCGCUUCAGCCCUGUGCACAAGUUCAUGCUGGCGGACAACCGGCAUUACACAUUCUACGUGUGGCGGAAGUUCUUUCUGAAGCACAAGUUGGCCAAGUUCCUCCCGACCCCAGCAUACCUCUUCUUCGGCUGGCGAUGCUGGAAUGACUUGGGCCAAAGACGAUCGCCGUUGUGGAAACUUGUGUACGCGCUUGCCGUUUGCUUGGUCCUCAUUCCGUCACCCCUGGUCGAGUACGCAAUUUGA